UCCACGAAUGGGGCGUUAAUUUUUCCACAGAAGAGUACAGCAAAACAACGACCUGUUUAAUGUUGUAUUCUGCUCGGUAGAAAAUCGAUUUGCUUGUGCAAAAUUGAGUGUUGGUUUUAGGUAAUUGGAAAGGUCAUUGUUUAUUCAAGUUUAGGAGGUGCGAGAUGGCGCUUGCCGGAAGCAGAUACAUUCUUCCGAAGAAGUGAAUCAGAUCGCAUCCAACGAAAAUAUUUCUCGAAGGAAACGGCACCAGCUGGAAAAUAAGUUCAAGGUACACCCACCCACUGGACUCGCAAUGAGAAUAAUUUAUUGGAUUGGUGGCGUUGGAACUGUGAUCGUUGCUAUUUCCCUGUACUGGCCACCGUUCUUCUACGUUAUCCUGUUUGUGCUGUACUCGUUGAUACUGAUUGGUCUCGCAAUCUUCGGAACCAUUUAUGUUCACUACAAGCUUACCAACAAGGAGACCAGUCACCAUGCCCGGAACCUACCAUCGGACGUUCUGUACAACGCCACCAAAUCGCAACUGUUCGAUUCACCGUCACCGCCCAGACCCGGAAAUAGUCUGCCAAUCAUUUUCGGCAGAACGGUGGACGGUCUAUUGCAGCAAAUCAUCGCCAAUGCCAUGCGAGAUGUGGUCAGUCCGGCACUGUCGGAAAUUGUUGCCAAUCCACGACGGAUUGUAGAUCUACUUCGCGAGGAUAUUUGGCUUGGAAUCGAAAAAUUACACGAACGAGCAUCUCGUGUUGAUGCACCCAAAAUGAUUGCGGUUGAUUUUGUGAUAAAAGCGACCAUUCAUCUGGAGAAGAUUCGUAUAGCUCAAGCACGAGCUGCUGAACUUGGCACUGAUCCAGUUUUUGCGACCUCGUCCUAUUUAACAACGACUGAGAAGGAACUGGAAUUUCUGAAGAAAAUUUGUGAAAUUCUAACCAUAUUUUUACUUCCACGAGGAUAUUCUCUGUCGCCAAUCAAGGAUCUACUGUCAGAAGUAAUCUCUUAUAAGGUACUCUAUCCGAUGAUCAAACUGAUUACGUCGCCAGAUUUUAUCAACCAGCAAAUUGUUGAGUGCAUUGAGACGAGGUUGGUUGCGGUAGCAAUUCACAAACGCAGCUAUGAAUAUGCUGCAAACUUCGAGGAUUUUUUGAAGAUUAUCACUGGAAGUCAAACUACCGAAGAGCUACACUCCAUUAGAAGUAGCAUUGUGAACGACAUUUUGCAAGCCACAACGAUGCAAAAUUUACAGAGAACAAGAGGCCUAGACUGUGAUUUUCUCAUUAGCAGACCUGCCAGCGGGAACAGUUCAGCCGAUUCAGACAGUGGUCCCAGCCGAGCAGAGAUCACUGCUUCCUUGAAGCUCAAAAAAUACAUUCAGCAGUUGUCGUUCGCAAAAAGUCAAUGCGAAAAAAAUUUAUCCAAGCUUGGGUGGAAUGGAAAUGUUAGCAACGAUGUUGAUUUGUCAAUCCUGGACAUUUUGUCGACCGUUGCAGGUAGACGGCACUUUACGAUUUUUUUGGAACCACUAAAAGCAUCGUCUUUGGUUGGAUUCUACACAACUGUCGAGGAACUAAAGCACACCCCGAAGGCUGCUUGGCAUCAGUUGGGUGCUGAAAUAUUCUAUACCUACAUACGAUGUCCAAAUUCGGAGAUCCCAGUCGAUAAAUCUACCCGAAAGAAAAUGGAAUCGUUUCUAGUUGGUGAUAGCGGCGCAGAAGUGUUCUACGACAUACAGCGCGAAUGCUUGGUGACCCUGGAGGACAAGUACUAUCAACCGUUUUUACUGAGUGAAGAAUAUACCAAGCUGAAAAAUUCACUAACCCAUGAAGACAUCAAAGAAAUCACUCUCAAUACAUAUAUUUCAUCCAGCACUGAAAGCCAAGAUGAAACGGCUUCCAACGCGUCGUCCAGUGGCGAUGUUGAUCCUGUCAUACUUGAUUUAAGUAAUCAUUCAACCUACGCACGGAAUAAGCUUGAACAGUUGGACGAAAAGUUAUCGAAUAAGAAUCAAGCUCUGGAAGCACUGAAACAGUCUCUAAAACCAGACUCGAAAUUGUUGACAAUAUUGGAAAAAGAAAUCGAUUGGCUAAAGGGAGAAAAGCGACAGCUUGAGUCGCAUCUAUUGCGGACUGAAGUUUGGGGUGAAUAUCUGGGAAAAUGGAGGGCGAUCGUGGAGAGCGUCGAUUUCUCGGAUGACAAAGAACCACAACCGCAGUUUAUGAUAGUUGUGCAAGUCGAUGAAGUAAAUGACUGUGGCAAGGAAGAUGUUUCAACUGCCAUGGAUGCCGCGGACAGUAUUUCGACAGGAUGGGUUGUGGUUCGAUCAUUGGCACAAUUUCACGAACUUCACCGAAAACUUCGACCGAUGUGUGCCGAUCUGAAAGCCAUCGAUCUUCCUUCGAACAAUGCGUUUAAGUUGUUUCUAUUGAAAAACGACAAAACACUGCUGGAGAAAGCUAAACAGCAGAUUCAAAAGUAUCUCAAUUUUAUACUAGAAGAUGAUCAUUUGAAUCAAAGCGAGGCCUUGUAUGAAUUUUUGAGCCCUAGCUCAGAACGACUCAAACAGAGUACGUUACCGUCGCCUUCGAAAAAGCAGUCGAAGUUUUCAUUAGCCACACUGUUUAAGGCCAACAGUGAGAAAAUGGACCAAUUCUGGGGUUCGCAUUUCAAGCUGAAUGUCGUAGAUUUUCCAGAUGAUGAUCAAGUUUCUAUGUAUUUGGAAGGAUCUACCGGCGAUAACGGAAAUUCCAAAGUUCAACCAGAUUCGGAUGCGAAGGAUUCCAUAGCUGAACCGUUAUACGCUUUGCUCGGGGAAAUUUUCGAUAUGGGUGGUGUGUUCAAAUGGCUGAGACGCAGUCUUAUCUCGUUCGUUCAGAUCACGUACGGUCAAACGAUUAAUCGACAGAUUAGAGAAUCGAUCAACUAUCUUUUCGAAGAACCCAUGCUGCACACUUAUGCCUCGACCGUACUGAAAGCUCUUUGGCCAGGUGGGGUGCUAACGAUUAAAACCCUCGAACGAACUGAAGAUCAAGAGGAAAUGACAAUGAAUGCAGCCAAAUCCCUCCUGCUGGAUAACAUCCCUGAUCUGUUGAGUAAUCUCAUUGGUGCGCAAAAUGCUAGGGCAGGUGUUAUGAAACUAUUCGACAAUGUCCAAAAUCCCGUCUACAAUAAGCAACUGUUCUAUGAUCUGUUGGAAAUCUUGAUGCUAGAAAUUUUCCCGGAAAUUCGUCAAUUGAAAGUUCCACCAAGCGUGGCUGCCGUUGCCGUUGUUGGCGGAUCAGCUUCUUCUGCCACUUCGACACCAACCCACACAGGCUACAGCAGUGCUGUAGGUGCAGCACAUUCUACACCCACUCGAAUCAUAUCCAGGACCUAAGAGAAUAUUAUAACGAAACGAAUUUGAACAGCCACCGAUUCUGCAAUAUCAUAAGCUUAUCCGUAUGUGUUUGUUAGUAGAUAUGUUUGAAAAAUGUUUAGUACGCUAUAUAUAAGAAGACUAAGACACGACAUUCUAUGAUAGGGGGGUAGUGAUUUAGGUUUAGAUUUUGUAUAGAUAUAUGAUUCUAUGCAAACGUACUAUAUCAGUUUAUUUAGAGCAUGCUGUAUUUAUUUAUUUAUUUUACAUAAAAUUUUCUCAACUAUUUCUUGUCGAGGUUGAGCAAUAGUUCAAAGGAUAAGUGAUAGAAGCCGGCAGAGCUCUGGUGUUUACAGAGUAGAUAAAACGUUUUGUUUUAUAGGAUGAGGGUGGUUGAAGAUUCAUUAUAAGAAAAUCCUGUUCCAACUGGAAACAUUCCAAACGUACUGGAAAGUAAUGCAAACUGACUGUAGAACGGUGAUAAGUGCAAAAGUCUUAGAAACGUCCUUGCAAGAAAAAUAAUUUAUAUUAUUUUAACUGUUUUUUUAAGGAAGAAAACAGGAGCUAGCUACUGCAAAUGUACAGGGUUCUAUGGCUCCUGAACCUGUAAUUUCAAAACCUGUUGUUUUGAGCGGUAUACAAUUCAUGCUACCCGAAUUAUUCUUUCGUCUUGAUUUUAGAAACGAAAAAAAUGUAUGAAUUUAUACAAUUUUAGUGGAAUCCACGUCGAACAAAGCAACGCAAUGGAUAAUAAUAAUGGAUGUGUGUGAAAACGAAAAUUUGAUAAAACGCUUUUUAUCAGGCAUUCCGGAAACGAUUAUGAGAAAAAGAAACAUGAACAACCCAGUCUAGUCCCAAAACGACUGUCCAUGUGCAAGAAAACUAUUGUACUUAUAUAUGAAUUCUAUGUUCGAUAUUGAUAAGGUGGGCUACUGAAACAAGUUGAAUAAAGAAAUAGAAAAUAUA
Malaya genurostris is the source of this 4312-nucleotide messenger RNA. RefSeq names its product sorting nexin-25 (gene snz). Bases 296 to 3367 code for a protein of 1023 amino acids. Gene Ontology annotation, cellular component: intracellular membrane-bounded organelle. The record is from RefSeq and is a predicted model, not a curated record. Lineage: Eukaryota; Metazoa; Arthropoda; Insecta; Diptera; Culicidae. Gene Ontology annotation, molecular function: phosphatidylinositol binding. The transcript is spliced from 4 exons.